Molecule: messenger RNA, 1269 nt
Organism: Coccidioides posadasii C735 delta SOWgp
Lineage: Eukaryota; Fungi; Ascomycota; Eurotiomycetes; Onygenales; Onygenaceae
Gene: RPT3
Product: 26S proteasome regulatory subunit 6B
Biological process (GO): proteasome-mediated ubiquitin-dependent protein catabolic process
Cellular component (GO): proteasome regulatory particle, base subcomplex
Molecular function (GO): ATP binding; proteasome-activating activity; ATP hydrolysis activity
Source: RefSeq, a predicted model, not a curated record
AUGGGCGACGCCAUCGUCGAAACACCGGUCAAUGUUCUUGCUCCUCCGCUCAAAGCUACCCCAGCGGAAGCGAUUCCCGAUAUUGAGCCCCUGGAAGGUUGGGGAACAGACGACGCUGAUGAAUACACCACGCUAAAGAGAUUACAGCGGCAUUUGGAGUACAUAAAUCUACAGGAGGAGUACAUCAAGGAUGAGCAAAGGAGUCUUAAGCGAGAGCUCGUCAGAGCGCAGGAGGAGAUCAAGAGAAUACAAAGCGUUCCUUUGGUGAUCGGACAGUUCAUGGAAGCCAUCGAUCAGAAUACCGGUAUCGUACAGUCUUCAACAGGGUCUAAUUAUGUCGUUCGAAUUCUCUCAACCCUCGACCGCGAGAAGCUAAAACCGUCGUCCUCCGUCGCCUUACACCGUCAUUCUAAUGCCCUUGUUGACAUCCUUCCCCCAGAAGCCGACUCGUCUAUUGCCAUGCUGGGUGCACAUGAGAAGCCGGAUGUUACGUACGCGGAUGUUGGAGGGUUGGAUAUGCAAAAGCAGGAAAUUAGAGAGGCCGUUGAACUGCCUUUAACGCAUUUCGAUUUGUACAAACAAAUCGGAAUCGACCCACCUCGAGGUGUGCUUCUCUAUGGUCCUCCUGGAACGGGCAAAACCAUGUUGGUAAAGGCUGUUGCGAAUAGCACAACUGCCAAUUUUAUCCGCGUCGUCGGAUCAGAGUUUGUGCAGAAAUAUCUUGGUGAAGGACCUCGUAUGGUUCGAGACGUUUUCCGCAUGGCGCGAGAGAACUCACCCGCUAUCAUUUUUAUUGACGAAAUUGACGCCAUCGCCACUAAACGUUUCGAUGCCCAAACUGGAGCCGAUCGUGAAGUCCAGCGUAUUUUGCUUGAGCUUCUCAACCAGAUGGACGGCUUCGAUCAGACCAGCAACGUCAAGGUGAUCAUGGCCACAAAUCGAGCAGACACCUUGGACCCUGCUUUACUUCGACCAGGUCGUUUAGACAGGAAAAUUGAGUUUCCUUCCCUCCGCGAUCGGCGCGAGCGUCGUCUAAUUUUCACCACGAUUGCCUCGAAGAUGUCGCUGUCGCCAGAAGUAGAUUUGGAUUCGCUGAUUGUCCGCAACGAUCCCUUAUCGGGCGCUGUGAUCGCCGCUAUCAUGCAAGAGGCUGGCUUGCGUGCUGUCCGGAAGAAUCGAUACAACAUCAUCCAAUCCGAUCUUGAGGACGCCUACUCAAGCCAGGUCAAGAGUGGACAGGAUGCAGACAAAUUUGAUUUCUAUCGCUGA